AGUAAUGUAAUUACAGUAAGAGAAUUAGGGCGAGCGUAGCCCACAGGCCCAGUGCGACACGCGCAGCCACCGCAGCACCAUGCCCAAGGACGACGCGGAGACCACGGCGCUCAAGAAAGAGCUCAACGAUCUCAUCGCCAAGUGCAAGGCUGAGCAAGAAAAGGCCGCAGAUGUGAAGUUGGCGGAGAAAUGCGGGGACAUGGGCGAUGUGCCCAAGAUCCGACUCGUGGUCAAAAAGACGCUGAAGGGCCACAUCAAUAAGGUCAACUCGGUGCACUACAGCGGCGACUCUAGGCACUGCGUGACGGGGUCACUGGACGGCAAGCUCAUCAUCUGGGACACGUGGAGCGGCAACAAGGUGCAGGUCAUCCCGCUGCGCUCCGCCUGGGUCAUGAGCGUGGCCUUUGCGCCUUCGGGCAAUUUUGUCGCGUGCGGCGGCAUGGACAACAUGUGCACGGUGUACGACGUGAACAACCGCGACGCGACGGGCUCGGCCAAGAUGGUGCGCGAGCUCGCCGGCUACGAGGGCUUCCUCAGCUCAUGCCGCUUCCUCGACGACAAGCACAUCCUCACGGGCUCCGGUGACAUGAAGAUUUGCGUGUGGGACCUGGAGGUCGGCAAGAGGGAAGUGGACUUCAACGCUCACGCCGGUGACGUGGUCAGCAUCUCUCUUGCUCCAGACAUGAAGACGUUCGUGACGGGCUCGGUGGACCGCACGUGCAAGCUGUGGGACGUGCGCGCUGAGAAGGAGAAGCAGACCUUCUUCGGCCACGAGGCUGACGUCAACUGCGUCUGCUACCACCCAAGCGGGCAGGCGUUCGCCACGGCGUCCGAGGACAAGACGGCGCGACUGUUCGACAUCCGCAGCGAUCAGCAGGUCGGCCACUACACGCCGCCCGGCAACGCCGGCUUCACCAGCUGCGGUUUGUCAUUCAGCGGACGGUACCUGCUGGCCGGCUCUGACGACAACAGUAUCCACUCGUGGGACACUCUCAAAGUUGCCCAUACGGGAACGCUGAACGCCCACGAGAACCGCGUAACAUCCAUCUCGCUGGCGCCCAACGGCAUCGCGCUCGCGUCCUGCUCGUGGGACCAGAGCGUCAGGGUCUGGGGCUGAUCCCUUCGCCCCCUACGUCCUAUUAUAAGUCUUAGUCAUUACGCAACAUUUCACAUGACUUGUAAUCUCGUAACGUGAAAAGCUCUCUAUACAUCGUUUCCACUAUUAUGUAUUCGACUUUUAAAUCAUGUUAAAAUCAUUAUUCACUAUUCAUAUCUGUUAAGCUACUAUACUUUAAUCACCGUUAUUAAAUUUUAAACAAUU
Molecule: messenger RNA, 1321 nt
Organism: Zerene cesonia (dogface butterfly)
Lineage: Eukaryota; Metazoa; Arthropoda; Insecta; Lepidoptera; Pieridae
Gene: Gbeta76C
Product: guanine nucleotide-binding protein subunit beta-2
Exons: 9
Coding region: 80-1117 (345 amino acids)
Biological process (GO): G protein-coupled receptor signaling pathway
Cellular component (GO): cytoplasm; heterotrimeric G-protein complex
Molecular function (GO): protein binding; signaling receptor complex adaptor activity
Source: RefSeq, a predicted model, not a curated record